Molecule: messenger RNA, 3795 nt
Organism: Ruditapes philippinarum (Manila clam)
Lineage: Eukaryota; Metazoa; Mollusca; Bivalvia; Venerida; Veneridae
Product: diacylglycerol kinase epsilon-like
Exons: 10
Coding region: 179-1786 (535 amino acids)
Molecular function (GO): ATP-dependent diacylglycerol kinase activity
Source: RefSeq, a predicted model, not a curated record
GAAUAAUAUAUAUUUGUUUGUUUCCCAUUGGUUUCAAGUCUUGAAAUAUCAGAAAUAGUGUGUAAGACGAAAUGUACAACUGUAGUAAUGUUCGGAUAAAUACGCUUUGCUGGCAAUAAGUCAAUAAAAUAGUUGUUUAACUUUGGGUAACCGAGUGUUAUGAAGUAUUUAUACUCACAUGUAUUUAUCAACUGACAGACCAGAAAAAGUGAUUGCAAAGAUGUCUGCACCUGUUUUGGUAGGAGCAAUGUUUCUGGUGAUAUUUAUACUGAUGCAAUUGUAUCGUAGAUACCGCCGAAUGCACUAUGAUGUUCUUGUCCCUGACAUCAGCAAAGGUCAUCGAUGGGUCAUGAUGGAUCUGUUUAAUGAAGCAACAUAUUGUAACAUUAAAAACAUUCCAAUCAAACAUGGAGCAAAAUGUGACACAUGCGGGAUCUGUGUUGAAGAUGAAAACAUGAAGCAAGCAAAUAAAACCCUCCCGUGUAAACCCUCUUCUGUGAAAGGUGAUGGAACACCACAUCAGUGGGUGAAAGGAAAUCUACCAGAAUGUAGUAUGUGCUAUGCUUGCGGCCAAGAAUGCGGAACUCUGCCACAAAUCUGUGAUAGAAGAUGUGUUUGGUGUAAACGAACACUGCAUGAUUAUUGUACAUAUGAUGAUAUGACGUGUGAUUUUGGAAAAUUUAGACAAAUUAUUGUACCGCCACAUUGUGUUGAAUUGAAAAGAGUUGGAAUUAAAGGAAGGAGACAUUUGAUAGUAUCAAAAGCAAGACAUCCACUGUUUGAAAAUUGGAGACCGUUAAUUGUACUAGGAAAUAGGAAAAGUGGUAAUAAUGAGGGGGAAAUUAUGCUUUGUGCAUUUAGAGAUAUUUUAAAUCCAGCACAGGUGAUAGAUUUACAUAACAUGCAGCCGGAGAAUGCUCUAGAAUGGUGCCAUCUAUUACCUGAUGUUGUAUUUCGUGUUCUUGUGUGCGGUGGGGAUGGAUCUGUAGGCUGGGUGCUAAAUGCAAUAGAGAAUCUCAAACUGAAGACUCCUCCAGAAGUUGGUAUAUUGCCAUUAGGUACAGGGAAUGACCUUGCUCGUGUCCUUGGCUGGGGUGAAGGUCAUGAUACAGAUGCUGAUAUUAAUGAAGUGGUGCACCAGAUUAUUGCAGCAACGCCUGUACAGUUAGAUAGAUGGAAGAUAACAAUAAAUCACAAGAAACAUUUAGGAAUAUCUAGACCUAAAAAGGAGAUGGUAAUGAACAACUAUUUGUCUAUAGGCGUUGAUGCUUUGGUCACUUUAAACUUCCACAAGUCACGGCAGUCAUGGCCCUGGUUAUUUGCUAACAGGCUAAUCAACAAGUUGUGUUACUUGACAUAUGGUACAAAAGAUGUGCUAGAAAGAGAAUGUAAGAAUCUCCACAAGAAAGUCAAGUUGGAGAUGGAUGGUGAAACUGUGGAGCUACAUGACAUAGAAGGGCUGGUUGUUCUAAACAUAGCAAGUUGGGGCGGUGGCUGUAGACCCUGGGAUCUUGCUGAGAAUAAAGAUGAUUUCAGUCCAGCAAGGUAUGAUGAUGGCAUGGUAGAAGUAAUGGCACUGUACUCGUCAUUCCAUAUAGCCCAGCUGCAGGUCGGCAUGGCAUCUCCAUUAACACUAGGUCAAGCCAGAAAUGUCAAGAUAACCUUGAUAGGAAGUAAUGCACCAAUGCAGUGUGAUGGUGAACCUUGGGAGCAGCAUCCUGCAGAAAUUAACAUCAGAUAUCACAGGAAAGCAAACAUGCUGGCCAUGACACCACAAGAAUUAUGAAAACUUCCUCUGAGGAAGUAACUAGAUGUAAAGUUAAAUGUAAAAAGUAUUUAAUACUUUAAGCUAUCUUAUUGUGUUUGCUUUUAAUGUUAAACCUUUUUUGGUGAUAACAGUAUUGAAGAAAAUGUACUGUAUGGCUGCAAUCUGAUCUUUUUAUACAAUAUAUGUAAAAGCAAUGCUUAGUAAAAUGUGUCAACUUUCCAUGAUUGUAAACAUAAAGAGUUAAUAAAGAAUGGCAACUUGAUACAAAUUGUUGGUGCUCACUAUGUGCUAAAUAAAAUCAAAUAGAGAAAUCUAGUUUUUGUAAAAAUUUAUGCUUAAAAAGGUGGCCAGAUAUAUGUAUGAAUACUUAUUUUUUAUCUUUAUUUUUUGCAAAAAUCUGUUCAGUUUUGAUCAUAAAAUGAUAAAAGUCUACUUUGUAAUUUAAUCAUAAAUAAUUUUGUUAAUAGUUAAAAAGAUUUUAGUUUUCCAAAAUUAAAGGUUAUUGGUUAGUUUUUAAGAUAGACUUAUUCUCUAAUAACUGUAAUAUGCAGAUUUCAAUAAAUAACUAAAUAUCAUUUCUUUCAAAAACAACCAGCCAAAAUUUAAAUUUUUCUUAAACCAGUCUGUCCUUCGGCAACCAUGUAUGGUUACCUUUUAGGAUUGCUUAAAUUUCUCUUACUGGUAUGUUGGGUUUAAAGUGUUUAAAUGCUUUUAGGUUUAAAGUCACUUUAUGUUAAAAAUUUUAUAAUUUUUGAAACACUGAGAGAGCGAAGAUCUGAAAUUUGGAACACAAGAUAUUGCUGUAGACUUUCAUUAAAAGGCAUAAAAAUCUCAAAAAAUAUUUUGUCAAAAAAACAGUUACCUCAGUCGAGUCCCUUUAAGCAGGGAGUCUUGCCCAUUUAUUCAUGUGAGUGACUUAAGGCCAUCACAGUCCUCUUGUUCUGCUCAAAUAAUUUAAUUAGUGAAUUCUUUGCUUUUAUCAUUUUACUUUUAAAACCAAGGCAUCUAUUUUACAUGAUGAUUUUCUUGGAAACCUUGUAGUUUAUUGGCUAUCUCAUCUUCUACCUCGUAUAUAAAUAUGAAUAUAAAAAUUAUAUUCUAUAAAGUAUUUGAAUAUUGAUCUUUAAUAGACUUUUUUUAAUUUAUUAAUUUGUGGUGUUUUAAUAGGGAAAAGUCAUUAAUUGACUGAUAUGCUGUUUCAUUCUCAUUGCAAGGAAAAUCAAAAUAAUUAUCAUCUACUUAUGGCUGCAAAAAACUGUAGCCCUGUUUAAUCUCUAGAUGUAAUAGGUUUUGAAUGCCUUGAGCAAUGAAGUGCAAUGUACUGCAAUUUACAAAUAUAUCUUUUUUAACUACAUAUAAAUACCUUUGAUUUAGAAUGUAAAUUUUUGAAAUAUCCAGAUUGUUAUUUAUGUACAGGGUCUUUUUUGUGUGUUUUUAUAUAAUUGAUUAUUUCUGUUUAUUUUGAAGUAUUUACUAUCAUUUUUUUUUGGCAUUUAGGAUUUAUGAGUCAUUUUAAAACAACCUGUUUAGUCACUUAUGAUUAUUUAUUGCUUCUUUACAUUUGAAAUGGAUUUUUUUAAUGAUACUUGAAUAGAAACAUUAAAAUUCCAUUUUUGAUAUCUUAAUGGUUGUAUGCAGAGUUUUUUUGCAUUUUUCUUUUCUUUUCUUUUUUAAAUAUAAAAUAAAAAUGUAAUAUUUAUCAAGUAAUCAGUUGUACAUUUUGUAUCAUUAAUAUUUAUUAUUUUUUUGCAUUAAUUCUAAUGAUAUCCAUUAUUUAAUGGGUGUCAAAAUAAUUUUUUAACCAUUAUGAGUUAUAAAUUUAUGAUUUUAUUUCAAACUUGUCCUUAAAGACCAUUUUUAGAUAAAGACCACAUUUAUAUUCUGUAACUUAAAAUUUGUAUUUUGAUAUAUUUUCCUUAGUAUUGUUUCCUUUUAAGUCAGUUAUAUUGCAGUCAUUUUUGUAUAAUCAGGGUUUGCACUGCAAAUUCUUUGUUUUAUUUGUGAACAAAUAUAGUGCAAAAAGCCAA